Molecule: messenger RNA, 8007 nt
Organism: Boleophthalmus pectinirostris (great blue-spotted mudskipper)
Lineage: Eukaryota; Metazoa; Chordata; Actinopteri; Gobiiformes; Gobiidae
Product: muscleblind-like protein 2a
Exons: 10
Coding region: 765-1862 (365 amino acids)
Molecular function (GO): metal ion binding
Source: RefSeq, a predicted model, not a curated record
UGUUGCUUCUAACCUAGCCUUAAAAGUAGUUAGCGAUCUAGCUCUAGGCGCAGAUAGCCGCAUUUUAGCCACACAAAAAAAGCUUAAAAGUUCAUUUCUAACCAGGAUUUGCCACGUUUUUCAUUUUAGGAUAGCGCCGCGGUGUUGUCGGACGGAGGAGGACCGAGCGGGGCGUGCGUGCUGGCUGUCCCCGACCCCCGAAAAGCCGAAAAGCGAUCGCAACCGCCGCUUUUUUUGGGGAGGAUUUUGCGUCUACAGCUGGACGUGACAAGCGAGACGACGUCAGAUCUCGGAGUGAAAGUGCCUUUAAAGACCUCUGCUCCUACUUGAAGAAAAAAAAAAAAAUCCAACGUUUAAUCGGAUAAUUCCCGGACCAAUCUCCCUCUUCUCUUCCCGUUUUUUUUUUUUUUUUUUGAACAAGCUCGAACAAAGAAAGCCAUGUUGCAUCCCUGCUUAAAAUAGCUCCGCAUCUAGAAUAAUCACUCACGUAACGGACAUUUUGGGGACGGUUUCUCGGCCGGUCGCAACUAUUUUAAACGCGAGCGAUGCCACGUCUUAGUUUCGCAUUUCCCACGUCGUAAUUCGCCAAAUAACGAACCGAAAACCUCCCAUGUUCCCUUUAAAAAACGCUUACAGUCGUUCAACAGCGAGCGGACUUUCUUCGAAGCGGCGUUUUUAGCGUUUCCGGGGGUCGAGGAUUUUUUUUGUUUGUUUUUUUUUUUUUUUUUUUUUUAUUAAAUCGAUUUCGGUCGACCGGCGACGUCAUGGCCCUGAACAUAGCGUCGAUACGGGACACGAAAUGGCUGACGCUGGAGGUGUGCCGGCAGUUCCAGAGGGGCACGUGCUCCAGGAGCGACGAGGAGUGCAAGUUCGCCCAUCCGCCCAAAAGCUGCACCGUGGACAACGGCAGAGUCAUCGCCUGUUUCGACUCGCUAAAGGGUCGCUGCACGAGAGAAAACUGCAAGUACCUCCAUCCUCCGGCUCACCUCAAAACUCAGCUGGAGAUAAACGGACGAAACAACCUGAUCCAGCAGAAGACCGCCGCCGCCAUGUUGGCCCAGCAGAUGCAGUUCAUGAUCCCGGGAACCACCAUGCAGCCCGUGACGUUCCCCAUGGGUCAGACUCUGGGUUCUGGAGCUGGACUCAGUUACUCUCCGUACAUCACGCCCAUGUCCCACAGCGUGAGCCUGAUGCCCUCAGACCUGCUGCCCUCCGGUCCGGUGAUCGUACCAGGAAGCCCCUCCGUCUCCGUGGGAACCGGGAACUCGGCCGGACAGAAGCUGCUGCGCACCGACAAACUAGAGGUGUGCCGUGAGUUCCAGCGUGGAAACUGCGCCCGGGGGGAGACGGACUGCAGGUUCGCUCACCCGUCGGACUCGCCCAUGAUCGACACCAGUGACAACACCGUCACCGUGUGCAUGGACUUCAUCAAGAGCCGCUGCUCCAGAGAAAAGUGCAAAUACUUCCACCCCCCGGCCCACCUCCAGGCCAAGAUCAAGGCGGCCCAGCACCAGGCCAACCAGACCGCCGUGGCUGCUCAGGCGGCCGCUAUGACACACUCCGCCGCCAAAGUACUGAAGCGUCCCCACGAGGCAACCGUAGACAUGGCGUUUCCACACGGGGUCCUGCAGCCGUUACCAAAGAGACCAGCGCUGGACAAAACCAACGGAGCCUCGUCUCUGUUCAACCCAAAUGUUCUGCACUAUCAGCAAGCCCUGGCCAACGCACAGCUCCAGCAGCCCGCCUUCUUCCCCACAGGAUCAGUGUUGUGCAUGACGCCUGCUCCCAGUCUGGCAUCAGCUCCUCCAGCCAGUGUCCCCUACGCAGCCUCCACCUCAGCCAAUCAGAUCAUCCUGAAGUGAGCAUGGAGAACAAGGACGGAGAAGAGUCGCUCACGAGCCCCAAACCUCCUCUGUGUAAAUACUAUAUCUCCAACGCCAUAGAACUUCAGCAGCCUGCAUGUUAAAGACUCAAAUAUCCAGUCAAAAAAUACAAAAAUGUACCUGUAACUUCUCAAAAUCUCAAAAAUAUCCUUAUGUACAGUAGAUAUUCUAGACGAAAAGGCCAUGUUAACCAACCAAAACAGUCCUAGUGCUACUUAACUCCGAACGGAACUUCUGAAUACUUUUAUUUUUAUUUUUAUUUCGAUCCAAUACUGAAUGUCCAACUGGAGAAGACGCUAAACUCCAGACGCCAUCUUGUUUUUACAUCGUUAUGAUUUCACAAAAAACUUUUCAUCAUCGCCACGACGACAACAGGAAGAAGAAAAACUCAUCAUCAUGGAAACGUCAAAGUCAAAUCGCCAAAAAAAGAAAAUAUAAAAAAAAAAUAAAAAUGGAGAAAGCCAGAGUUCACUACACCAUCAAAAAUCCAGGAAAGAUUUAGUGUUAGGAAUUAUUUAACGCCCUAAAAAUAUUUCAAAAUUCAGAAAGUUCAGAAGUUUUGUUUAUCGCCAUGACAACGAGAAGAAAUUCAGCAUGGAAAUUUUAAAUGGCCAAAAAAAAUAAAUAAAUUGGAGAAAGCCAGAGUCAAACGUAUCAUUAAAAAUUCAAAAGAUUUAGUGUUAUUUAGAAUUAUUUCACACCCUAAAAAUUUCAAUUCUGAAAUUCUGAAAAGUUUUGUUUAUCGCCAUGACGAGAAGAAAUUCAGCAUGGAAACCAUCAAAUGGACAAAAUUGGAAAAAAAAAAAAAAAGAAAAAAGUUGGAGUUUAUAUUAUUAAGAAUUAUUGUUGGCCUUUAGUUUUUUCAAAUUUUAAAAAGUAUUUAUUUAUCGCCAUGACAACAAGAAGAUUUCAGUGCAAAAAUGUCAAAUUGACAAAAUUGGAAAAAGCCAGAAUAACAAUAUGUAGUGUUAAGAAUAAUUUCACGCCAUUAAAAUUUCAAAAUGCUAAAAAUUUUUCUUCAUUGCCAAGAAGAAAUUCAGCACUGAAACGUCAAAUGGCCAGAAUUGAAAAGAGACAGUUUUGCAUCCAAAUAAAAAAAAAAAAUUAAAAUAAAAAUUCUUUCCAGAAAAAUUUCCUCAAAUAUCAAAUCUCCAUUGUGGGAAAAAAAUUAUACCAUACUAACAAAUCUAGUCGAUAUUUAGUGUUAAGAAUUAUUUUACAUUUCAGAAUAAAAAAAAAAAAAUCUUCAUCGCCAUGACAACGAGAAGAAAUUAAGCAUGAAGACAUUAAAUCGCCCAAAAUAGGAAAAAGCCAGUUUUUAAAAAGUCAACAAAUAAUUCAUGUUAAGAAUUAUUUCCAUUAAAAUUUCAAAAUCCCAAAAAAACUUUUCCUCAUCGCCAUGACAACAACAAGAAGAAGAAAUUCAGCAUGGAAACGCCAAAUGGCCAAAACUGGAAAGAGAGUUUUUAUUCAACAAAAAAAUUAUUUAUAUUUCCAUUAAAAACCUAAUUCAGUAAAUAUUUAGUGUUAAGAAGUAUUUCACGUCAUUAAAAUGUCAAAAUUCAAUAAAACUUUUCCUCAUCGCCAUGACGACAAGAAGAAAUCAGCAUGGAAACCGCCAUCGGAUCAUCCAAAUUGGAAAGAAGCCAGUUUUUUUGCAUCAAAUCCAACAGCUAUUUAUUGUUUAAAAAAAAAAGAAAGAAAAUUGUGCACAUUUUUUGCAUGCAACGAAUGAAAGAAGUUUAAAGAUUUUGUAAGGUCUGCCGGCAGACUCGGAAGUUUGGGAAUCCAAGCUUGAAAAAGGUUUUAAAAGUGCUAAAAUCUAUUAAAAAAAAAAUAAAAAAAAAAAUAAAAAUAGUGGUGCGUUUGACAAAUAAAAAGAUAUGACUUGAACUUAGGAUCAGAGGGCUGUGUCAUUCGAACUGUGCUCCCUCUGUCACCGAAAUCCUUCACGUUAGGAGAAAAAAAAAAACAUUUGUAGAAGAAGUGCCUAAAAUCGCUCAUCGAAAACAUAAAAAAAUCCACAUUUACCGAAAAAGUUGCUGAAAUUUUGGCAGUUUUUUCAGUUUCAUGGACCUUGUUUGAGAAAUGUUGUUAAGUGAUUUUAAAUAAGAAGAAAUAGACAAAUCAGACUAGCUGUUUGGUGUUAAGAGUGGGAACUGUUAAAAGGGGUGUCACGAUUCACCAAAAUUAAGUCCGAACGAUAAUAAUAAAUCAAAAUUAUGACUAUUGAUGCUUCGUACUGGCGGCGUUCUGUCUGAUAAGCUUGAAAAAGGUCUAAAAACUUAAGAAAAAACACACAAAAUUGAGUUAAACAGCGCAUUUUCAGGAGCUUGUGUAUUAAAAUAAAGCUCGGAUUAAUGUCUAACUUGAGUAAAAAAGCUUCAGACGGAGCAGUGCCUACAGUUAGCGUCACACCGCCAGGGAAUGUUGAUGACGUCAGCUGCAAAAUAUCAAUAAUUUCAUUUUUUUUAUCAUAAUUUUCAGAGCUUUUUCGACACUCAGACUUCUGUAGCCGUACCUGACCUGGGGCGGAUCGACAAAAAAAAAAAGUGGUUUCAAGUCUGCGUCAACGGGAUCUCCAACCAUUUACCCCGUCACACAACAAUUUCAAACAUAAAUAAGGGUUUGAAAAGUGUCUUGCCCAAGUACACAACAACAGGACACACUUUUUGGCGCUGGAACUGAACCAAAAACUUUUCAAUUUGAAGAAAUUUUGAACCACUUUAUGUUCAUAAUUUGUACAAUUUUAGGUUCCUAGCAGCAAAUAUGUCCAACUAAUAUGUUAAAAUUUUUCACAUUUUAGUUUUAAAUUACAAAUUCUUAAUAAUUAAAGUCUCUGAACCUGAUUUUUACAGUCUUAAAAACAAGAAAAACAGAAUUUGUUAAUUUGAAAAGUUUGCAGGAGUCCAAAGUUCUUCCUCACUUACCUUAUGGAUUCAGAGCGUCCUAAUUAUUUAUUAUGAUGAGUUUAUAAGCUCUUUUCAACAACUAGCAUGCUAACACACGCUUCCUGAUUAUCUGACAUUGGCCACGUUUACAUGAGAGUGUUAAUUCCGAAUAAAAAUUAUUAAAUUCUGAAUAAAAAUGAAUGUAAACACUUAAUUCCUAAUAAAAAUGAUGACUUAAUUCCGAAGUAAGUGGGUGGUUUAUUCCGAUUUUAAAGCCGAGUUAAUUUAGUCCUCGAUCAUGUAAGCGUUUAUUCUUCUUAAAAAUAAUGUCGGUCGUUCAGCGCAUUCUCGUUGCGUCGUCCUUCGAUCCGGCUCCACCAGUCCUGGCUUCGGACUUUCCUCCACGUCUCUUUGGAUUUGUGAGCGGGAUGCGGGAGUGGGCUGAGGUAGAGCAGCCUCACACUCACUUUGUCUUCUUCCUCUCUUCUCCGACGCUCUUCCCUUCUCCUUCUCAGCCGACAGACGUAAAGCGCGAUGAGAAAAUUCUCCCGCCGCUGCGCAAUUAUCAUCGGAACGACCGCGGGAAAAGUUCGGAUCGUGUUUGUGUCCGUGAAGUUGACUUAAAUAUGUUCACGUCUCUGUCCAACCAGAACUCUUCCCCACCCCCAGCCAGACGUUGAACGGAAUUAAAUAAAGUUGAUUUAACGAGUUUUCCUUGUAAGCCUCAAUUCAGAAUUAUUACUUCCAUGUAAAUAAUUAAAUUCUGAACUAAACAUCAUGUAAACGUGGCCAAUAAAACGCUGAUUUAGACAGUACACAACGGACAAAAACAUUGGGUACAAGAUCGUUUUAUCGAUAUAUAAAGUCGUUUAAAAGACUUUAAUUAUGGGCUGUCGCUUUCUCUGACUCCUCCCGGGCAAAACUAACAAGUUGGUUCACAAAUAAAAGUGUGUUGCUCGAGGAUACACUGGUCAGUUUAGUCUUGAGCAAAUCUCUCUACCAACUGAGCCACUUUCAUAUUUCAAAUUAAAACUUUUGUCAUUUUUAUUAUUUUUUUAAAUAUAAAAUUUUGGCUCAAAAUCGUGACACCCCUGAUUCAUUUUUACCAUGUUUUUGAGUAGUUUACACGAAGAAUGUGAGUGAGAAAAAAUUGUAUUGUGAAAUUGUAAUGUUUGUUCAAGUGUCUUUUAUUUUGAAAAGUUUUUAGAAAUGUUAUUUAAAACGAUGAGAUGUUUUGUCUGGUAUGUCUGGACUCGUUCGUAUUUAAAGAGGGGGUAUUAUACUGGUUUAAAUUUGUUUGUUUUUUCGCUUUCUCCCACGUUGAUGUCGUCUCUGCGUGUUUGAGUAAUCUAGCGAUCUCUCCCACACUAUUUAAACCCACAAGUUGACGCUUCAACUCGAAAAUUCUGCAUAAAUAUACACAAACACGAUACAAAAUUGUGCACUACGACUACACAAACAUGACAAGAUUGUGUUGCGACGGCGCUCUGAAGGGGAGUGACUCAGCACAGAGAGCACAUGGGAGCUGAGACAAUAAAAUUUAACAUCGUGUCUAUGUUUAUGAUUAUGUUUUAGCAGCUAAAAGUAAAAUACCCUCUCUUUAAACCAAAACAUCACAAUUUAGGCCUUUAGUUUUGGAAAUUUUAAUUUAUUUUUCAAAAUUUUUGGAUGUAAUUUCAUGGUGCUUGAAAUACAUUGACAAUCCACCAUCUCUUUAACUCAAGAUAUUUUAAAGUUCUUUUUUUUUGUUUUUUGUUAUUGUCCAAAAUACAUUCUAAUAGUUCUGUAACGUUUUGAUCGUGGAAGAUGGUUUGAAAAAGUUCGAUUUUGUUGUUACUUUUGGUCAAAUUUUAGUCGAGAAAAAUGUUGUAUUUUCAAGAUGAAUGUAAUUUAUUAACCUGUGCCGCGUCCCGUGCGAUUGGUCGGUUUGAAUCUGUCGGCGAAUCAGAGGCGAGGGUUCGGGGAAAGGGGCGGGGCUUAUGCUGCGUUCAUGUGGAUCAUUGGACGGUUUUGGAAGAUUUUGGUCAAAUUCAUCGCUUUUUUUUGGAAAAUUUUGUCAUUAAUAACUUUUUAUUUGUAAUCUCUGAUGUACCAAAAUGUUGUGAAUGUUUAAAAAAGUAGAAAAAUUUGAAGAAAUUCUAAUAUUAAGAGUUUAAAUGAGAGAUUGUAGUUAACCAGCAAUGUAAUAAUGUACGUGUUUUUUGUUAUUUUCAAUCCAAAAAAUAACAUUUAAAGCUGCUCUAUGGAACUUUUCUGCUGGAGGAAGCUCUGUCACGUUCUUGUCUCCAUGGAGAUCUUAUUGCUUUCCCCGGAAUGUUCCACAGUAUGUCCUCAAACUCAAAGCAAUCUCGUAUUUAUUCAUUACGUGAAGGUGUUUUAUUGCCUUAAAAACACGCUUUUUUUUUCUGUGAGUGGGCUCGCUUCUCCAGUGAUCUGACCCGUAACUUGGUCUCGUGGCGUCGCCUGCUUGUCUCCGUGGGAAUAAGCAAGUUUAAAGCCAUACUGUGGAAUAUUCUAGGCAAAACAAUAGAAUUUACAUGGGGGAAAAAAGCAGUGGCAUACCUUCCAGCAGAAAUCCUACGUAGUUCGAAUUGCAUUUUGUUAUAAUUUUGUGAUUUUUAGAUUUAAGAUUUAAAAAUUUCAUAUUUGAUCAAAAUGUUCUGCUUUUGGACCAUUUAAAGCCAUACUGUGGAAUAUUCUAAGCACAGUAAUAGAAUUUACACAGAAAAAAAGCAGUGGCAUACCUUCUCGCAGAAACCCUGCAUAAGUCGAAUUUAGUUAUAUUAUAAUUUUGUGUUUUUUAGAUUUAGGAUUAAAAAAAAUCAUAUUUGAUCACAAUUUUCUUCCGAAUCAGACCAUUUAAAGCCAUACUAUGGAAUAUUCUACGCAAAAUAAUAGAAUUUAUAUGGAAAAAACACAGUGGCAUACCUUCCAGCAGAAAUCCUACAUAGUCCAAAUUGAGUUAUGGUAUAAUUUUGUGUUUUUUAGAUUAAAGAUUUAAAAAUUUCAUAAUAUUAGAUCACAAUUUUCUUCUUUCGGACCAUUGAAACGACAUGAACGCCUCGCGUAUCCCGUUAAAUGUACAGCCUCUUCUUCCUCGCUUCUGAUUGGCCCAAACCGAUCACAUGACGCAGCGACGCGUGCGCAGUUAUAGCAUUGUGUUGUUGGAAAAAAAAUGUUAAUUGUAUAGAAAACAUUUUACCAAAAAAAUCUCUAUAAAAGUUAAAAAAAGA